GCUCCACUAUGCUUGCUUCUAAUUUCAGCCAAUAUCGAAGGUCUGAAUGAAGCGGUCAAUUUUCUUUUUAAUUAAGUCUAUAUCUUGAAUUUUGAUCAUGAAUUCAUUUGCUGAUCUCUAAAAUACCGAUUUUUCCCAAAUUUAAUAAGAAUUGAAUAAGUGAUGCUAUGAUAGUUAUAUGCACUAUAUUCAGUUCAAAAAAAAUAUACAGGAUUUCUUGAGUUUUUAAAUCCUAUCACUUACUAUUACGAAGCGUUUGAUUAUUUUAUCGAAAGCAAUCGUGUCCAAUAUACUUUUCUGCGCAUUGAAAACAUAGACAAUUUAUGAGUAAUUUCGAAUCUGAUAGAUCUUCUUUAUGAUUUUUUGUUUGAAAUUAAAAAAAAAUAAUAUACAUAUAUAUAUAUAUAUAUAUAUAGAUUAUGAGGCGGUAUCUUGGUUCCGUGGUUUCAAAUCCUCGUCCUGCACAAGCUCUUGGUAUAAAUCAUCCUUUUAUAGUCUUUUGCUUUAUUGCUACCAGGACAUUAUCGCUAGCUCCUGCUGUAUACUGGUGCUUGAAAUGUUUACACCUUUUCUUUUUUGGUAAUGGACGUGCAUGGCUGGCAUUGACUUCUGCACUCUGGACAAUUGUUUCAGGGUAUUUAUCUUUCGUACUAACUACCGGGUUUCUAUUAAAAUGGCUUAUUCAUUAUUCUAUCGGACCAACUAUUAUACGUUUAUUAUCCCUUAAUGUGAUUAAUUUCUCGUUUGUGUCUUUGAGUGUUAAUUUUAUCACUCAUGGCGACAAUUCACUUUUGCUUCCCGCUUGGAUUGCAAUUUCCUGCUUUCAGACAGCCUCUUAUAUUGUUCAAGAUUGGAUCACCUCCCCCAUUACCCGUACUGUCCCAUUUCCGUCUUCGUCAUCCGCUAAUACUUCUCUUUCAAGCAGACACAAUUUAGAUUUCUUAGAAAUUACAGUAUUUGCUGUCGUUCCUGUUGGAAUUGCUAGUUUUUUUACAAUGUUAAUGCUGUUAUGGCAGAUCUACAAUGAUCCAAUUUAUUUUUUAGGUACCUGAUGUGCCUACAAAAAUUUGCUUUAAUUUUAUAAAGUUUAACGUUUUAUCUUUUUAAUACUUUCUUUAAUAGGUUAAUAUACUUAUUUUUAUUAUCUGGUGCAAACAA
Schizosaccharomyces cryophilus OY26 is the source of this 1158-nucleotide messenger RNA. RefSeq names its product N-glycosylation protein. Gene Ontology annotation, cellular component: endoplasmic reticulum membrane. The transcript is spliced from 3 exons. Lineage: Eukaryota; Fungi; Ascomycota; Schizosaccharomycetes; Schizosaccharomycetales; Schizosaccharomycetaceae. Bases 420 to 1052 code for a protein of 210 amino acids. The record is from RefSeq and is a predicted model, not a curated record. Gene Ontology annotation, biological process: protein N-linked glycosylation; cellular response to oxidative stress.